GUCGAGCUCGAGUUGGUUCAUUUUCCUCAUUUUUCUGGUGCUUUUCUUCAAUCCUGGCACCUUGAGAACAUUUGCAGAACCUCAUGAUAUUCAGCAGGUUGUUAAAGUAUCUUUGUAGGUCUGUGGGUGUUUUCCUCAACACAACACACUGUUAAGUUUGUUCAAGGUUCCACAAGCCUCCCUUUCAUUACCAUGCCACCUUUCUGUGAAUUAUGUGCGUUCUGGCUUCUGGUGGUUGCUGGUGCAGGCGAGGCUUUCAGUCAGAGAGCUGGCUUGAGUUUGGAAUGUCUUGGAAAUGUUAUGAAGCUUACCUUGGAUCGCUCUCUGUCUUUUGGACGUCAACUCAAAGUCGAAGCCCUCAAUGGUUCACAAAGCGUGAUGCUAACAGGAGCUCUGGCGAGUCAGUGUGGCUACAGCAUCGCGUCAGAUCCCUGGGGAAAUACGAGAAUCUACACAUCACUGCUAAGCUGCUUUACUCAUAACCAUGGUGAUGUCGUGUUUGAUACCGGACUGCGCCUGCAAUUUUACGGUAAUCAAAUGUCUGACAAUGUGCUUGAGGUGGAAAAGACCUGCGAAUACAAUCAGUGGGCUUCACGUGAGAUUCUCUGUGAACGAAACUUCAUGGAGGUCUCUGUCCACAGAGGACGCCUUGAUGUGAAUCUGCCUAAGCAGCCGAGACCAAUGGUGUCAGGAUUCUCUGUCGAUCAGCAGGUUUCUACCACUCUCAGCAAUAUUUGGAGGAUGGUCUUUUACACACCCAAAGAAAAACCGAUGAUGUUGGAUGAGGUUCGUGAAGCAGGUUAUGGCGUAUCGAUGACUUCCACACGACUGGUUCUGCGAAGCCCCUAUAACACACCUGACACGUAUACUGAGGAUGUGAAUGGGGUACAAAUGAAAGUGUUUAAAGUGAGCACCUACUUCAAGAAGGCUUGGUCUGUAACCAUUGUUGACGGUGCUGCUGUCUGUCCAACUGGUGGACUCCAUUUUACUGACAAACUCAUCACAUGGUACAUGCCUCAGUACAUCAGUCCUCUGAUGACGGCUCCUAACCAUCAGGUGCUUGAAAUCUACAUGGGGAUUAACGGAAAGAGGCUCAAUCAGACAGAGAUGAACGCUCGAGGCUAUACCAUGAUGAUGACCGAGCACCAGAUUAUCAUUACCCUGCCUGUUGGUGGUCCGGACGGCUAUUAUAAGAGCAGCGUGUUGGAUAACGAGUACCACAUCACUUAUAGUGUUGAACCGAUGCUUGAAAUGUUGUGGAUGGAAGGAAAGUCUGAAAUCACCAGAUACAAAGUCCAUUAUCCGAUCAUUACACCACCGGAGCAUCGACAACCUCACAUCACGAACCACACUGCUGAAGACUCGGACAUGUUUCAUAUCACUCUGGGUUCCUUCCUUCCCGAUGUGGAGCUGCUGAACAUCACCUUGUCCAAUGGAGUGAUGAGCGUUGACGAGGCCAACGAAAGAGGACUGAACUUACAGGAACACUUAUUUCCUAACGGCUCCAAGGUUUUCAGCAUCAAGGUCCCUUUCUCUGAUCCCUCUGUCCUGAGAACGCAUGUGAAGCUGAUGAACAUGGUCUACAGGCUCCCCAUCACCUUUGGCUUGUUGGUGCUUCCUGAAUUUAUUCCCUUUUCUCACUUCGCUUUAGUUGAAGCUACUCGUGAGGAUGUGGCGAUGAUUUAUAUGAAUGGAGUCUGCGAUGACAGGAACUUCUACAUCACGAUUGAACACGGGAACCAAAGUGUAAACUUCCGCGUGAGGGUCGGGACGCGUGACCUCUCGGCUGACCUCUACAGGGAGUACAGCGUGAAGGAGAACGGCACUCAUUUAGACCUGACCGUGCCUUUCCUGGCGCAGGACGUUGUGUUUGAGAAGGCGAAUCAGUCAUCCGUGAGAGCUCGUAUUAAUGUAGUUAUAACACACAAUGAUUGGCAGUUUAAAAACUUCUCCCUUGCCUGCACCUUUCCCUUGAUCAUGACAGAAUGUUUUGCGAACGGAUCCAUAACUGCGCUCGCCGUCAAGGUGAAAUCGGCGAGCCAGGUGAUCCCCAGCCAGUUGACGCUGAGAGACCCCUCGUGUAAACCCGCCUUCAGCAACAACCGCUUUGCGUACUUCUCCUUUGAUGCAAGCAGCUGCAAAACCACCAGGAGGUUCCACGAUGGCAUCAUGACGUAUGAGAACACCAUCUCGAUGGGCGAGGGGAAGUCUGCUGUACCUGCGCUGCAUAAGGCCACAAAAAACAGUCUGGAGUACAGUGUGUUGGUGGUCUGCAACUACAAGAUAACCAAAACGCUGGCUAUGACAUUCUCCGCCGUGCUGCGCCCAAGCACACUUCAUGUGGAUCCUGGUUUUGGAGAACUGCAUGUCAGGAUGAGGCUCGCUAGAGAUGCCUCUUAUGAUACCUUCUACCUGGCUGAGGAGUAUCCAGUGGCGCAGUAUUUAAAGCAGCCUCUAUUCUUCGAGGUAGAGCUGAUGCAGUCCACUGACCCACAAAUAGAGCUGGUGCUGGAGAACUGCUGGGCUUCGGCUAAUCACAGAGGCUCAGUGUUCAGCUGGGAUCUCAUUGUGAACGGCUGUGCGAAUCCAGGAGACCGGUACCAAAUCACAUUCUACCCCGUCGCAUCCGACGUCCGGGUUCGAUACCCGACUCAUGUGAGGCGCUUCAAAAUCGACAUGUUUACUUUCGUCAAAGACGACAUGCCUCUUCAUGAUCAGAUCCUGGUCCAAUGUGAAACCGUUCUGUGUGACGUCCACCAGUCUGACGGUGUCUGUAACACAGAGUGUCCGUCAUUUAAGUCAGAAAAUGUUAAAAGAGGACGCAGGAACAUAGGACGUGAACAUUACCGGAUGUGGGUCUCGUCUGGAAAGAUUUUCCUCUCCAGCAUGUAGCUCAGAUAUGAAUAA
Molecule: messenger RNA, 2907 nt
Organism: Tachysurus vachellii
Lineage: Eukaryota; Metazoa; Chordata; Actinopteri; Siluriformes; Bagridae
Gene: zpax1
Product: zona pellucida protein AX 1
Exons: 21
Coding region: 193-2892 (899 amino acids)
Source: RefSeq, a predicted model, not a curated record